AUGGAGGGCGAGCCCUCCCGCAUCCCUGUCUACAGCGCUCUCCACCACGCCGGCCCGCCCGCAGAAACGCAAAUGGCUUUUCCUUCAAAGAAACAAUGCGUCAGCAAAGCAGCAGAUCUAGAGUUCAACAAAGAUCCCAAUUUUAACUUUAGCUCAAACAUUGCAGCAGAUGGUGUCUUCAAAGCUACAAACCAAGGGUUGCCUAAAUCUGCCAAGAAAGUGGAACCUCUUUCAAAGACGACAGCUACAAGACGACCUCUCAACAGAUACAAACUAGAAGCAGAGCUGAAGACCAAGAAUCAGCUGUUAGAAACAGCCAAACAACAGCUACACUCCAGGCUAACAGCAGCACAGAGCACUAUAAAGGAGCUAAAGGAGGAGAAUAAAGGCCUGGUACAAGAAGUUAAGAAGCUGAAGAAAUUUCGUGAGACUUGCAUGGUGAUUUUAGAAAGCAGAAACAUCGAUCCUGUUACAGGCAGCAACAUUCUGUUAACUGAGAAGCUCAUGGAAGAACUGAGGCGAUUUAACCAAACAGCUGCAAAAGAAACGGAGAUGCUUCAGACAGCGAUGGCCAAGUGGAAAUCGGCAGAAGAAGGGAUACACCAGUCCCUGGAGAAGCGCUCCUCCUUCCAAGCAGGAAUUAAGCAAUGCUCGGCAGUACUGGACGAGCUGGAGCAGCUCCUGGCUAUCUGCCGGGGCCCUGCCCGGAGGCUCCCGCCGCCCGCCGUGCUGGUGAGCGGCUCCGUCCGUCCGUCGGUGCGGUCUGUCGGUGUGGUGUAA
Messenger RNA from Nipponia nippon (crested ibis), 780 nucleotides. NCBI's taxonomy places the organism in Eukaryota, Metazoa, Chordata, Aves, Pelecaniformes, Threskiornithidae. The record is from RefSeq and is a predicted model, not a curated record.